This is a messenger RNA of Drosophila kikkawai, 2503 nucleotides long. RefSeq names its product putative achaete scute target 1 (gene Past1). Gene Ontology annotation, cellular component: cytoplasm; plasma membrane. Gene Ontology annotation, molecular function: calcium ion binding; protein binding; GTP binding. Gene Ontology annotation, biological process: endocytosis; endosomal transport. Lineage: Eukaryota; Metazoa; Arthropoda; Insecta; Diptera; Drosophilidae. The record is from RefSeq and is a predicted model, not a curated record.
UAACAUUUGAUAUUCAAGUUUGGGUACUGUUCCUAAACUUACCAGAUAAAAACCUUUUUCAAAAAUUCUGUGUAUACCUGAUUUUAUUAUUUGGACGCAGCCAUGUCUCGCCGAGAUGCAGGGGACAGCUUCCUCAAGCGCGAGAAGAACACCCAAGAGGUGGUGGAGAAUGUCAUUGGCGAGCUGAAGAAGAUCUACCGGAGCAAGCUGCUGCCGCUGGAGGAGCACUAUCAGUUCCAUGACUUCCACUCGCCCAAGCUCGAGGAUCCGGACUUCGAUGCCAAGCCCAUGAUUCUGCUGGUGGGCCAGUACUCCACAGGAAAGACGACCUUCAUCCGCUACCUGCUGGAGCGCGAUUUCCCAGGCAUCCGUAUCGGCCCGGAGCCGACAACGGAUCGCUUCAUCGCUGUGAUGUACGACGAUAAGGAGGGCGUGAUUCCCGGCAACGCCCUGGUGGUGGACCCCAAGAAGCAGUUCCGCCCGCUGUCCAAGUACGGCAACGCCUUCCUCAACCGCUUCCAGUGCAGCAGCGUGGCCUCUCCAGUACUGAACGCCAUUUCCAUUGUGGACACGCCCGGCAUUCUGUCCGGCGAGAAGCAGCGCAUCGACAGAGGCUACGACUUCACCGGAGUGCUGGAGUGGUUCGCGGAGCGCGUGGAUCGCAUCAUUCUGCUGUUCGACGCCCACAAGCUGGACAUCUCGGACGAGUUCCGGCGCUCGAUCGAGGCGCUCAAGGGCCACGACGACAAGAUUCGCAUCAUCCUGAACAAGGCGGACAUGAUCGAUCACCAGCAGUUGAUGCGGGUCUACGGGGCGUUGAUGUGGUCGCUCGGCAAGGUGCUGCAGACACCCGAGGUGGCGCGCGUAUACAUUGGCUCGUUCUGGGACCAGCCUCUGCGCUUCGAUGCCAAUCGCCGGCUCUUCGAGGACGAGGAGCAGGAUCUGUUCCGUGACCUGCAGUCGCUGCCGCGCAACGCUGCCCUGCGCAAGCUGAACGAUCUGAUCAAGCGUGCGCGCCUCGCCAAGGUCCACGCCUUCAUCAUUGCCGAGCUGCGCAAGGAUAUGCCCUCGGUGUUCGGCAAGGACAGCAAGAAGAAGGAUCUGAUCAAGAACCUGGGUCAGGUGUACGAUCGCAUCCAGCGCGAGCACUCCAUCUCGCCCGGAGACUUCCCCGACAUCAAGAAAAUGCAGGAGGUGCUGCAGCACCAGGACUUUACCAAGUUCCACUCACUCAAACCCCACCUGCUGGACAUUGUGGACAAUAUGCUGGCCAAGGACAUAGCGCGACUCAUGGAGAUGAUCCCCCAGGAGGAGAUGACGCUUGUCUCGGAGCCCGUAGUAAAGGGUGGUGCCUUCGAGGGAGUCAUCGACGACCACGUCUCGCCCUUCGGCUACAUGAAGGGUGAGGGCAUCGAUGCCGGCUAUGGAGAGCACGACUGGAUCUGCAACAAGGACAAACCACGCACAGACGGCAUCUUUAAUGGGCUGGGACCCGUUGAUGGCAAGAUUUCCGGUGCAACUGCCAAGCAGGAGCUCAUCAAAUCGAAACUGCCCAACUCGGUGCUCAGCAAGAUCUGGAAACUGUCGGACGUCGAUGGCGAUGGCUUCCUGGACUCUGAUGAGUUCGCGCUGGCCUUGCACUUAAUCAACGUCAAGCUGGAAGGCUGCGAGCUGCCCACCGUGCUGCCGGAGCACUUGGUGCCACCGUCAAAGCGCUACGAAUAGUGCCCUGUAAUAUAUAUACACCCGAUCCACACAGCCACACGUACACAAAAAGAUCACAUAGAGACCAAGGAUGCACUUUGUUUCGAUUUGUUUUAUAUUCAAUCACUGUGCAGGCGACUGCCAUUUUUAUGUACUAUACUCGUUAUGAACGCGCUAAGCUGGGUAUUAAAAAAAGAAAACACGCAUUGAAACGCAUGAGAUAUCAAUCAUAAAUUCUUAGAAUUUACAAAAAACAUAGUAUAUUUUUGGAUAAUCGAUUGUGAAGAGCGAGCAGAGCGGAGGGAGUAGUGUAAAGUGGAACCAGACUAGGACAAGAUCAGAGUCUAUGUGUCGUUGUUGACUUAAGGAAUGUGUAAUGAAAUAAUUGUUCAAUGCCAAUGAAAGAGCAUGAAGUUAAACUGUAUACAAUAUCUAGGUUAAAUGUCGAUGCUGCACAUCGAGAAGGGUCGUUAAUUUGCAAAAAGAACCACUUUUGAUACGCCGUAGUAUAUAAGGAAUACUGAAGUUUACAAACUAUAAAGCGUGGGCGUGCGAAAAGCAUGUGUUUCCUGUAUUUAUUUUGCAAUCCUAUUUAAUAUUUGUUCGAGAGAUGCCCACACCACCACCAAGACCCUAAGAAAAUGAUGAAAACGUUGUGCAAUUUACAAUUUUUUUUAGUGCAAAUUAUGGCCUGUGCUUCGACUAUUUUGUAAUUAUUUAGUGAAUUCUUGAAUAUUAUUAAUUGUGAAAUUGAAACUGAUUUAUAAAUUGUAUAAACAAUAAAAUGAACAAUUUUAAA